Molecule: messenger RNA, 1161 nt
Organism: Arabidopsis thaliana (thale cress)
Lineage: Eukaryota; Viridiplantae; Streptophyta; Magnoliopsida; Brassicales; Brassicaceae
Gene: ILR2
Product: iaa-leucine resistant 2
Exons: 2
Coding region: 1-1161 (386 amino acids)
Cellular component (GO): cytoplasm
Source: RefSeq, marked reviewed
AUGGCCUCUGAAUCUUCAACUCACAAGACGAAGCUUGAGAAGAAGACUUGUCUUAGUUUCCUUUCUAGUUUCACCCGAAGCCAAAUCGUGUACCCAACGCAAGGUAUCUCACACUACUACCCUUCCUGCCACAUGAUGGUCCAUGCUAUGAACAUUACACUUUGCGAUAAUUUUGAUUUCAAACGGGCCAAUCCCAACUAUCACCCCUACAUCCUCCGCCUCUACUGUGGUGUUCUCUUUUGGAUCCAGUGUCUUAGAGCUGGAAACGAUGUGAAUGAUCUUACUGAUGUUCAACACCGGUUCCUAAACCGGUUCUUGGACAACCAUCCCUUGGAAACUCUCGCUGUUCCCGGCCCUCUCCUCGGACUCUUCAAGACUCUUUGCUCUUCGCAGCCGGAGUUUCCUCAUAAUCAUAAUGGGAAAGUGUAUCCUCGCAUCCCUGCCCAACCAGGCCCGGCUCGACGUGACGCGUUCAUGCGAGAUCUUCUUGAAAGCCACUUCUUGCCUAACGUCCCUGGCAUCUUCGCCCUCUUGGAAGACUUAACCGCCUUUUUACCCAAUACCUCCCGUCUAUCCAAAGAGAGGCAGGCACAUUCCCGUUACCCAAAAUACCCCGAUCAAAGCCUGAAUGAGGCGUUUGCUGAUUGCUACAGCAAUUUUAACUUUCAGGUCACUUCUGCCGCUGAUAACCUCGAAAAGAUCUCUUCCUUUCUCCACAUGAAACACAGCAUGGCUUGGUUCAAUCAAGUAAAAGGAGUUGCGGAUGAUGUUGCUGCAUCCUUUGAAGGAUCCGGCACCCUUGCUGACUGCUCUCCACAUGGGUUGGUUGCUAACCAAGUCAUGGUCGUUCUCUCUACCCCGGAACAUCUUCCAGAAUCACCAAAUUGUAUUGCUGAUAAGCGUGCAACCUAUGAGUUCGGUUACCAGCUCAAAAGCACAGUUCGCAACCUCCCUCCCCUUGCGGAAGCACUUGCCGCCUUCUCUCAGACAUAUAUCAGGAUGUUUCCUAACCAUCCCUUCUUCGGGACGUUUGGGUCGAAAACUCUUGAUCAUGGCCCGUUCUGGAAAAUAAGGCCUAUUGGCUCCAGCCUUACCGAUAACAGCUCCUACCUCACUAUCCCAUCGAUUGUCAAGCAAGCAUUCAAAGGCCCAGCCACGUAG